AUGGCUGAGACCAGGCAAUUCCUUCUCCCCAAUCAAUUCGAUAUUAAUCAAAUUAUUUCAGAAGCACAGCAUCGAUGGCUGCGUCCAGCUGAAAUUUGUGAAAUUCUCAGUAAUUAUAAGAAGUUCCGAAUAGCUUCAGAACCAGCAUGUAUGCCACCAAGUGGUUCCCUUUUCCUAUUUGAUCGGAAGGUGCUGAGAUACUUCAGAAAGGAUGGCCAUAACUGGAGGAAGAAAAAAGAUGGAAAAACGGUGAGGGAAGCUCAUGAGAGACUUAAGGCUGGAAGUGUGGACGUGUUACACUGCUACUAUGCCCAUGGACAAGAAAAUGAAUAUUUUCAAAGACGCACUUACUGGAUGCUUGAAGAGGAACUCUCACACAUUGUUCUUGUCCAUUAUCGCGAAGUGCAGGGAACCAAGGCAAAUUUUAGAUGUGCUAAAGAAAAUGAAGAAUCUCUUCCUUAUGCUCAACCAACUGACGAAAUAAUGCCCAACACAGAGAUGGGUACUUCUUUAGCAUCUAGUUUUCAUCCACAUAGUUACCAGGUCUCUUCACAAACUAUAGAUACAACAAGCAUGAACGAGGCUCAAGCAUCAGAUUAUGAAGAAGCUGAAUCUGCAUUCGAUAACCAUGCAAGUUCUGAGUUCUACUCUUUCCUGGAGCUGCAACGCCCUGUUGUUGAGAAGAUUAAAUCUCAACUGGCUGAUAUUUAUUGUCCUCUGCCACUCAUAAAUGAUCAAGAGGUGUUGUUUGACACUCCUGGGGUGAAUUAUAUCUCACUCGGUCAAGCCAAUAAAAUCAAAGACUUUGAUAAUGUUGGAUUAGCAUAUGAAUCCCAAAAACUCUUCGGCUUUUCAUCGGGGGAAGAUAUAUUAGAAAAUAAGGUUGGAAGUCAACAUGUGUUUUUUCAGCCUUCAUUUCCUGAAACACGAGAUAACAUGGGAAUCAAUAGCAAUCCCUCUCAAGGAGAUGAGAUAAUGCGGCCACUUUUUACCACCAGCAUUGCUAAACAGCAUGAGAAUGGAAGUUUUAUACAAGCUGAAGGAAAUUGGCAGGCUUCUGGUUUCAAUUAUUUAAGCAAAUCCAGUUGGCCCAUAGAUAGUGUGUAUUCAGGCUCAACGUGUGAGGUUGGUUUUAACAACUGUGAGCAGGAAGUUAAUAAAGUUGAUUUUCAAAAAUCCUUGGAACUUUGUCUUCUACAUCCACACGAACAAAACAAGGUUCUUAUGCGAAAUGACCCUCAAGAAAAAGUUUUAAAUGCAAAAGACAAGAUAAAAUCAGAUCUGGAGGCCAAUAAAAACCUGGAUGGAAUAGAAGACACUUAUUUCACAUUGAAGAAGACUCUGUUAGAUGGAUUUCCAGCAGAAGAGGGUCUGAAGAAGCUUGACAGUUUCAACCAAUGGAUGAGUAAAGAACUAGGAGAUGUGGAAGAAUCAAAUAUACAAUCCACUUCUGAUACUUAUUGGGAUACAGUUGAAAACGAAAAUGAGGUUGGCAGCACAACAAUUCCUUCCCAAGUGCACCUAGACUCCUAUGUAUUGGAUCCAUCUAUUUCCCAUGAUCAGCUUUUUAGCAUUAUUGACUAUUCUCCAAGCUGGACAUUUGAAGGCUCAGAAGUUAAGGUUCUCAUUUCAGGACGAUUCUUAAGGAGUCAACAUGAAGCAGAAAGCUGUAAAUGGUCAUGCAUGUUUGGCGGGGUAGAAGUGCCAGCAGAGAUCAUUGGGAAUGGCGUUCUUUGUUGCCAUACUCCUCCACACAAGGCUGGGAGGGUUCCUUUCUAUGUAACUUGUUCCAAUAGGUUAGCAUGUAGUGAAGUGCGAGAAUUUGAUUUCCAAGUCAACUAUAAUCAAGAAGUCAACACUGCAGGUGAGAACGGAGGCAGCACUUUUGAUACUUUUAAUAUUCGAUUUGGAGAACUGUUGUCUCUGGGGCAUCCCUUCCCUCAGAAUAUAGAUUCAAAUAGUGUAACUGAGAAAUCUCAACUGAGAAGUAAAAUCAGUUCUUUGCUGAGGGAGGAAAAGGAUGAUUGGGACAAGCUGCUGAAACUUACUCUAGAGAAAGAUUUUUCUCCAGAAAAUUUACAGGAGCAGCUGCUUCAAAAUCUUCUGAAAGAUAAGUUAGAGGCGUGGCUCCUUCAGAAAAUAACUGAAGAUGGGAAAGGCCCUAAUGUAUUAGAUGAGGGUGGCCAAGGUGUGCUUCAUUUUGCGGCUGCUCUUGGCUAUGAUUGGGCCCUACAACCCACAAUAGUUGCAGGUGUGAAUGUGAACUUUCGUGAUGUAAAUGGAUGGACUGCUCUUCAUUGGGCAGCAUUUUGUGGCAGGGAGCGCACAGUUGCUUCCCUCAUCUCUCUGGGUGCAGCACCCGGAGCGCUGACUGAUCCAUGCCCGGAACAUCCUUCAGGUAGAACACCAGCUGAUCUAGCUUCUGCCAAUGGACACAAAGGAAUUGCAGGGUAUCUUGCGGAAUCUUUCCUAAGUGCACACCUCUCAUCUCUUGAUUUGAACUUGGAAGUGGGAGAAAAUUCUGGAGCAAAAGUAGUAGUACAAAGAGCACUAGGACAUAACACUGCUCAAGUUAAUGAUGAUGAGGGCUUAUCAUAUGAACUGUCACUGAAAGAUUCACUGGCUGCAGUGUGUAAUGCCACCCAAGCUGCUGCACGUAUUCAUGAAGUUUUCAGAGUGCGAUCAUUCCAGAGAAAACAACUGACAAAAUAUGGAGAUGACAAAUUUGGAAUAUCCGAUGAACAUGCCCUUUCACUUGUAACAGUGAAUGCAAAACUAAACAAGGUUAGACAACGCGACGAGCCUGUCCAUGCUGCUGCAAUACGAAUCCAGAACAAAUUCCGAGGUUGGAAGGGCAGAAAAGAGUUUUUGAUGAUUAGACAACGAAUAGUAAAAAUUCAGGCUCACGUUAGAGGUCACCAGGUUAGGAAAAACUAUGGGAAGAUAAUUUGGUCUGUUGGAAUUAUGGAGAAGGUUAUUUUACGUUGGCGUCGAAAAGGUAGUGGUUUACGUGGAUUUAAAUCGGAGGCCAUAUCAGAGGGAACUAUGGUACAAGAUGUAUCUUCCAAGGAGGAUGACUAUGAUUUCUUAAAAGAAGGAAGGAAGCAAACUGAGAAAAGGUUGCAAAAAGCCCUUGCUAGGGUGAAGUCAAUGGUUCAGUAUCCAGAGGCAAGAGACCAAUACCAUAGGCUCUUGAAUGUUGUGACUGAGAUCCAAGAAAAUCAGGUAAAGCAUGAUACGGGUUUUGACAAUCUAGAAGAAACAAGAGAAUUCGAUAACCUCACUGAUCUUGAAGCAUUAUUGGACGAAGAUACUUUCAUGCCUUCAGCCACUUAGAAGUUAGAUUCCAUCUGUUCCGUUAACCGAACGGCUUAAGCAUUUUACAGUGUAGUCAGGCGAAGAGUUGUCGCAUAUUGAUGGUU
Gastrolobium bilobum is the source of this 3422-nucleotide messenger RNA. Its product is annotated as calmodulin-binding transcription activator 3-like. Gene Ontology annotation, molecular function: double-stranded DNA binding; protein binding; transcription coregulator activity. Lineage: Eukaryota; Viridiplantae; Streptophyta; Magnoliopsida; Fabales; Fabaceae. Bases 1 to 3336 code for a protein of 1111 amino acids. The record is from RefSeq and is a predicted model, not a curated record. Gene Ontology annotation, biological process: regulation of transcription by RNA polymerase II. The transcript has 13 exons. Gene Ontology annotation, cellular component: nucleus.